AUCUUCAGGUGAGGCCAGUCAGGGUUAAUAUACUGACAGGUAAUCAGUCUCACAGAGUUUGCACAUUCAACAAACUCAAAGGUUUUGGUCCAUCCAUAUGGACACAAUGCAGGCUACAAUUGAGAGUUAUUUUUUUAUAUUGCACUUUAUUAAUUUAUUGAUUGGUGAGAAAUACAGUUUCUCUAUUCCUGCUUUUUGGUUUUCAUUUAAAUAAAAUAUUCUGGCUUGUUCAUUUAUGUAUCAAUGAAUUUUCUUAUUUCAUUUUAUUUAAUUUCAUCUUAAUUUUUAUCUUAGUUCAUUUGAACUUAUUACAUUUUGUUGUCUUUAUUUUGAUUUUUUUAUAUGCAUUUUAUAUUUAGAGUUUUUUUAUUUUUUAAAUUAAAUUUGACUUAUUUGAUUAAUGUUAUUUUGCCCUGGCUUUUGCUCUUAUCUUUAGAUUAUCUUUAGAGUUAAAUGUAUUUAUUUAUUAAUAUUUAAUUAUCAUAUCUUUUUUUUUUUUUCACAUUUCAAAUUUUUUCAUUAUUUCAUUGGCUCAAAUUUUUCGAUAAAAAUGGUCAAAUAUAGUAAAAUUUAAUUCGUAAUUUUUUUUCUAUUUUAUUAAAUUUUACUUGGCUUUAGGUGUUUUAAAUCUUUUUGCUCCGGUUUCUGCUGGAGUUCCUCUGAGCCCGAGGCGUGACGUCACUCUCCCAGAAUGCAUGGCUUCCAGCGCGGCGCCCAGCAGUCCAGGCCCGGACUCUGAGAAACAUCUCUAAAAACUUGACCCAAAAUGCUGAUGUGGAAGCGGAAUGGAGGCUGGACGGAGAACUGGACGGAGGCACAGUCGGUAAGUUGGUGAAACGUUGAGUUUGUGUCCGUGAACUCGAGCUGCAGUUGAUCUCCGCUCGGUAAAAACAUGGAGGAGUUAGUUAGUUAGCUCCCCGCAAGACAAACUCCGAUACAACUUCGUGAAGCGCUCAUCUUUUGUUUUUUAACCACCAUGCUGACCCGGUUAACUCUCUAACUUCACUAAAGGCUUUUCUAACUCUACCCAGAGGCGUUACUCGAUAUAUGACCCAUUGAUCACAGCGCAAACCUCCAAGAAUUUAACCUUAUUUGGCCUCCACCGCCGAAAUAAGUGAGCACAGCCUGGCUAGCAGUCCAAAUUAGCCCCGGUGUGGUAAUGACCCCGUCCCACUACUCUCCACUAGCUUACACGUCGUGUCCUAGCUCAAAAUCCCUUUAGAUAUUGUGCAAAUAGUGAAAUACUUUUUCUAAAUCCAGCAUUGGACGCAUUCCCACAGUUAGCUAAACUUUCUUUGCAAAGUUGAAGCAGAAAAAGUGAGGGGAUGAGAGCUUCAUGGCAGCUCCAUGUCGAGGACCCACAAGAUGGCACUACCAGCUCCCAUCACCUCACUGCUCAUGUGGGCUCGGAUUGAGUUUUCUUAUCAUUUCCACUGCUCUCAGUAUAUUUAUUAUGACUUUAAAGACUGUCGUUAAGUUAGAAAUGAACGGGAAACAGAAACACCUUUCUCAGAUAUAAAAACUAACAUAGAAAAAACACAAUUUUAAGAUAAGUUGCAUGACGAGCUUCGAUUUCUAACUGUGGAAACGCAGGCGAAUUACAUUUUCCAGAUUUCAGGAGCUGUGCUGCGUUCACAGGUAUGAAGUAUUUGUUAAAGUUGUGCAAUACCGCAAAGGUGUCUCUGCCCUGAACCUGUUUUGUAAAAAAAAAUGUAUUUGUAAAGCACCUGAUGAUAGCUCUCUGAGCUGCCCUUCACAUCUAUCCUCAUGUCAACAUAAUGCAGUCCGUAAAUGUUUUUUUAAGACUUAAUUCAGCAAUAAUCAGAAAGAAUAAUAUAAAAUAAAAAACAUGAUGAGAAUUUGAAUCUGUUCUGAAAUACGAGUGAAGUACUGUGAUUUUGCAACUGCGUCUUGAAUUAUGUCGUCUAAAUGUAAAAAACAAAUCGACUGAAAUCAUAAUGCAAACUUACAACAGAAGAAAUACUUUCUUCAGGAGAGGUGCAUGAUAGAUUUAAAUAUUUUUGAAGUUACUGUCAAGGCGGCCACACUACUAAAAUUGCAGGGGAUGCAAUUUGCUGACAAAAAGUCAAUAAAAUAUCUAUUCGUAGUCAAACUACUGAGUAAAAACUGAAAUAACAUCACAAUUUAAAAGCCUUUAUUUUUAUGUGUUUAUGUUUAAUAUCUGGACAGUGCCAGUCACUAAGCAGCCAUGCAUCCAUACAUUGUAAGUAGAGAUAGACUAAUUAAUAGGGCCGAUCAAUGUUAUUUUCAAAUAAUCAACAUCGUUCUGUAUCUGGGCUCACAAGGUCAAUUUUAAAUAUGAACAAAUCAUGUCUGCAGACACUGCGAUAACCCUUUCAGUGAAGCUGUAGUCAAGCAAAGCUGUCCCCUGAAAUUAUGGCUCGUUAAAUGACAGCAAAUCAAUUUAUUACUGACAAGUGUUAGAUGUGUAUUCUGUCAUGAUUUAUAGAAAAAUGAAGUUAGAUAUUUCCACUGGCUUAAAUAUGUCCUGUUCUGACAUCUGUAACUUAGCACAGUGCAUUACAUUUUUCAUUCCCUGACUUCAUUCACACUGGCACAUAUUUUCUUGGGUAUGACAACCAUAGAUAUAUGACGGUCAAGUGCAUGGAAUAGUGUCUUUUUUAUUGAAGUUAAAUCAUAUAUUGUGAAAUAAAAACAAAACAAAACAAAAAAACACCAAGAAUGUAAUAUCAGCAUUAAGUAUCCGCCAACCUGCUCUGAGACUGUUGAUAUUGGCUUUUAAAAGCUCAUAUCGUCCAAUCGCUAAUUGUUACUUAACAUCAAUUUCAUGUGUUUUCUUAAUAUCUUGACAUAAUAUCACAGAUGAUCGUAGAGGCAGAAACAAAACUAAAAAGAGAAAAAGUAAAGACGCAGGUGUAACAUACUAUGAUAGUUUGGACAGUGUUUGUUUUAUAAUCCAUUUACUGGGUUAUGUCUGUCCUUUUAAUACGAUGAUACAAAAAUCAAACUAUAUGUGUGAAAAUGAUCCUUUUUAAGAUAGUGAUGCAGGUGUUCACUCCUGUCAAAGACAGAUUCCCAAUUCUGAGGGAUGGUCCUGCACAGAGUGUUAAUUAUUGAUGGAUUGCUGGUCUCAACCCUGGCAGGUUUAAAUACUUCAUGUACACUCUUGAGUGGUUUAAAAUAGAGGACAUCAUUUAUUUAUAAGCUCAGUUUAUGUUUUGUCUGUCAAAUCAAUUAGACUUCUGCAGCCAGAAAUCACAAGUGUGUGUGGCGGUGCACUUAAAACACCAAAUGAAGUGUUCCGGCAUCAGGUAUUUUUUGUUGUAUCCGUUGUCUUUCCAUUCAUUGGCUUCUUUUGAACAUGGGUUUAAUCGGCUCAAAUAAGCCAGGACUAGCUUGCUGAUUAAUGUUAUGGAUGUUAUGGCAAAGAUCAUCAUCACAAUUAUUUUGAUUGAUUAUUGAAAAUGAUAACCAUGAUUUGACAUCUACAGCACUCUCAUUUAAAUAACUUCAAAGCUCUUUAAAACUUCUACUGUCUGAAUACAAGUGGUCAAAUAAACAGAUUUGAUCAAGUUUUUGGUUUCCUAAAGCAUGUCUGUCAGUCUAACUAGAUUAGAUAAAAAUCAUAUGUACUACUUCUGAAAGCAACCAUGCAUCGCUUUAUCGUUUUGACUUAUUGUGGUGAUAAUACUCACUGAAUUAAAUACCAGAUUUCACUUGUAAAGUAUUUUAACACUGUGUCAUAAAAAAUGGAAAGAUUUGAGCCUCUUAUACUGCUAAGGUAAGGCUGCAGAUUUAAAAUCAUUCAGUGUUUCAAAGCUUUUAUUUAUCUCCAUUUAUAUAAUUCAGACUUCAGCUUUUAGUUAAUUAUGAUUCUGAACGAUGUCCUUCACUUAUCAGCUUGGCAGUUGUUGGCUUGCUAGUGCUUGUGAUCAUUACAGUCUCUUUCUCAUUAUGCUCAUUGUGCCCUUUGGCUUUUCAGACACACACAGAUACAUGCGCACCUGUCUCCCCUUGCUCCUCUCCCUGCUCUCCUCUUUCCUUUUCCUGCUCCUUUCCCUGCUCUCCCCUCUCCACCUGUGGCUGCCUGAUAGUUUGCACUGCUGUAGCACACCGUGUUGGAAGAUACAGUGGUCUACUAUUUAUCUUAGUGAACCCCUGUAUCUUGGUGGGGGUUGGGGUGGCGGCUAAGUAAUCAACUGUGUGAUCACAGAUGACAACUGGCCAAAGCUAAAACUUGGUGUGCGCGCCCUGUGGUGCAGCAUAUACUGAUACUGAAUCCGAGGUGGUGCCACUUAAACAACCCCCCAUAAUUUUAAGGUGUGGCAGCUAUUAUUUAGCCGUGGCGGUGCGCUGUGAUAAAUUACAUUUAGGGGAAACCCUGUAUUAAUAGAGUUGACUGCUUUUUGUAUGUGCUGAUCUAAAAUAAAAUGUUAUGCAUGAAUGUUCCCAUACAAUAUAGAUAUGGGCUAUCGGUCUCAUAUCAGCAAAAAAAAUGAACAUGGGAUUAUAACGGCCUGCAUCUAAAAUACUGAUAUCAGCACUCCUAUACAAGCAGCCCAUUCCAGACUCCACUCAAGCACUGCUAUCUAUCGUGCCUUAAUCCAGCAAGCUGAGCCCACAGAAUCACAACAACAGUGUGUACUAAGGUACUAACAAAGUAGCAAGGAGUAAGAAUGAUGUCGGCCUUGUGGCAGUAUUUUUCAUUUAAGUCCGAAAAAGACGUUGCAGCUGAGUGCAAAACUUGUCAUGUACAAUUUUGUGCCAAUAUCAGAUCAGUAUUGGUAUCCACUAAUACUGAUGGCUACAAUAUCUGUAUCGUAUUGGAGGUAAAAAAGUUGUAUCAGGACACCCCUAGUUAUGCAAGUCAUCCAAUCAGAAAUAAAACAAAUCUGAAUCUAAGAUGAAUAAAGUAAUGAACUUUUUGAAUGACAUGCUUCUAAGUUAAGACAGCACAGGAGUAACUUUUUAGCUCGACUACCUCACAACAGAUUUCAGAUUUGAAUACCAACAGUCUUAAAACUAAAGGCUAAUGUUGACAACUUGAUUGUCAGUCAAAGGUUAGAGAAAAAAACAAACAAGAAAGACAAAGCAGGGAUUGGUUUUGUAUAAGUUGUUCCUCAUUUUCCUUGAUUUUUAAAUAUAAUUAUUUAGCCCGACUCUGAAUGCUACAGAAAAUCACAGCAAGAGAAUUUCUGAUGCACUUCAGUAUUGUAAAGUCUAGUGUUUAUUCAAGUUGCUUUGCUUUCCCUCCAACAACCACAACAUUUAGAAACUUAAUGUUUGUUUGUAGAUAUGAUUUAAUAUUAAAUAAUACAACAGCUAUUCUGGUAUGGUAUUAAAAACACUAAGUGAGAGCUGUGACCUUUAACUGAAGCAUAUUAAGAGAAGAGAUACCCAUUGCUUGAAUGAGUUAACUGAUAUGCUGUAGUUGUCAGACUCUUUUUGUCCAUCCUGCAUGCUUCCUACUGUGCCUUUCUAUUGAUGACAGCGAGUAUCAUUUGCUCAAAGUGACAGUUUUUCUUUGUGUUUGCAGGUCUGUAAAGAUGUUGAUCUGCCUCUGUGAUUCAGCUGCUGUUUCUGUGGCGUUCAGGGCCGCUGAAUACUAAAAUAGACUGCAGGCCAACACAAGAGCUCUUCUCAGGGAACACACAGACCCAGUCACUGCUUCCAAAGCUCCUCAUCACCGCAGCCCUUUUGGGGUUGCUAUGGCAGCUGCUGUCACAGAGACCAAGUGCUGGACACAGGCUUGCCCCAGUAAGGCAGGACAGACCACUAGUCAUUGCAGCAAGAGACCAUCAAACAGUCAACAAACAGCACUUAGCAUUAAUUCUAGCACUCUAAGUUAACAAAACGACCAGAGGUCUGCAGGCUGAUGGUCCGCUCUCUGGAGAAUCCUCAUGAGUCUUGUCUGUGUCUGCUCCGGCUCUUGGCCAGAGUCCCCGUGCACCAGCAGAGCCAGUACUGUUCCUUCUGUUAGACCAUGUUCCACCAGCAGGACCAUCUGAAGAGCCAGCUGCAGGAGAGCCACCCAGCCAGCAGACAGCUCUUCCACUGUCAGGAGUGUGGGAAGCAGUACAACACCCAGCUGGGUUAUAGACGCCACCUGGUGGCAGCCCACAGCGCCUCAGCUAACCUGCCCUGUCCAGAGGGGGCGCCUUCCCUGCUGGAGCACCUGGGCAGCCAUAUUGACCGGCCUCCACCGUCAGAGGGAAACACUAACGCUGCUGUUCCGGUGAGAGAGAGGAAAUACUCAUGUGAGCGAUGCGACCGCCGCUUUUAUACCCGUAAGGAUGUCAGACGUCACGCAGUGGUGCACACCGGGCGCCGUGACUUCCUUUGCCCGCGCUGUGCACAGCGUUUUGGCCGCAGAGACCACCUGACCCGCCACCUGAAGAAGAGUCAUGCUCAGGAGUCAGGGGUGAUACCACCUUGUGCGCCCAGCACUCCUGUGGCUACGCCCACCCCUGCUGCUCAGUGCCCGGUGAAGGAGGAGCCCAGCCCUGUGACCUCUGACAUGGGUGCCGUCUCCAAGGAGCACAUGGAGAAUUACUCCAGGGACAUGUACAACUCCUACCCCAUAGCCAAUCCUGUCCCCGGGUUGGGGCACCCUCAUGGCCUCAUGCAAGGCUCCUUGCCCUCGAGCAUGGGUGUGAGUCGCCACAUGUCCCCGCAGCCCUCUCACCCGCACCACCACCACCUGCAGCCCCCGGUGGCUCCACAGCAGCAGCCCUACGGCAACAUGGCCAGGUACCAGCAUGGAUCUACCUCAUAUCCUCGCGCCGACGUGGACAGCUUCCUGCUGGAUCUGCAGAGCGCCCCCCCACCUCACCUGAGUGUGGCCAACUCCUCUACCUCUACUUCUGCCUCUCCUCAGAGGGAGGUUCUGGGUGAAGGGGUGGGUGCCAGUGGCGACCCCCACCUACUGUCCAGGAGUCCGGCUAUCUCCUCGACCGAGCUGUCCUGCACCACUAACAUGGACCUCGGGCCUCUCCUGGGUUUUCUUCCUUUCAGCCUGCCGCCCUACAGCCCCCACAUGGGCAUGGGAGGGCUAGUGAUGAGCUAUCCACCCGCCACCACCGCCACUUCCUCUCCAUCCUCUUCCACAGGGCUGUCCUCUCAGGCCCCAGGGCCUUUCUCCUUCUUCCAGCCUCCCCAGGCCCACGUACCCCAGGGCCCCGGAGCCCACAACCACAGCCAGCUACCUCAGGCAUACAGCAGUUCUGCUAUGAGCACUUCCAGCUCCCUACCUCACUACUACCAGGCCUUUCAGCAGUAAGCAGCUCUGUCCCCAUUAAAGUUGCCUUCAAGUAAGCUCAUGGAUUUUUCAAGAAAAAGGGUAAAACAUGAGAACGGCAUUUUUAUUUGUAAAACAAGUGUGUAACUUUAGCCUGUCAGUGCUAAUGAUGCUAAUCUUAGUUGUUUUUGUUUUGUUAAACACAACAAAUCACCUCAUCAGUAUUACCUCAUUAUUUAAAAAAGGAAGCUUGAACCUUUGUGGAAAUGUAGAUAAUCUCACUUCAACCAAAAUAGAGUAGUACCUUUUUUUGUUAGACCUGUUACCUUCAGUGGACACACUUAAAAUUCAUCACAGAUGCUGCACAAUGCUGAACUCCAACACUUUUAUGAUAUCAUGAAAUUCCACAGUGUUGGGAAAUUUUUUUUAUCCAGUUUUGUGUCAUUUUUAAAAAAAACUCACCUUGCUUUUCUUUUAAAAAAAAUACUGGACCACAAACAGCCUUACAAAAAAAGACAAAGAGAUGGUGUUGUAGAUGCACUCAGCUUUGUUGAGUGCAUGCAAAAGGACUGAAAAUGCAAUCUCAGUAGCAUUGUAAACUCAUUUUAAAUAUGCAGACAUGCAGCAAUGCUUCAGCUGAUGUGUGAUCACACAUGAGUAGUCAGCUAUUCAAAAUGUUAUUCUCAACAAUGCUCAAAAAUUGAGUAAAUUAAACCCUUUCCUGAAGAAUCCAGGACCAGGCCCUGUUAGAGUAUAGACUAUUUUAAGUCUCUACGGUGGGCAAUAACAAUUACAGUUAAUACCUGUUAUGUCAGGCUGCAUUUACUGAAUCUUAAAGAUACUGUAAGCUGUAUAGGAUACUGUAAACCCCUUUAUUCAAACUAUUAUGAACUUAAAAGGCAUUUAAGUAACAUCAGAAUCUGAAAAUCUGAUGUCCCUCUUUGGAAAAAGAUAACGGCACAGCUCUUGUUGCCAGAAAUCUAUAUUUGAAUCCCUUAGGAUAUUUAGUUGGUGACAAGCUCUAAUGCUACUUUUAUCCUCUUUUUAUUGCUGUAUUAGGUAGCAUUACUAGAUUAAAAGGCACUUAUGUUUCAUUUCCAACAUGGCAGGGGAUGCCAAAUCACAUGAAGCUUUUGCAGUAGUCACCGCUCUGCUGCUCUCCAUGAGUGAAAACGUUUGUUGGCUAGAAUAUGUGAUGCCGUUCAGACAGAUCAGUGUUGCAUAAAAAAGUGUUUUUGAUCUGUGCUCAGUUUUGACAGACUCUACAUAGAUAUAUGUAUCACUCAAAACAAAAAACCUUUAACUUUGAUUUGUCAUAACUCAUCCGUUUCUCCUCACGUAGCAUCCUCUAAGCCUCGUGCCUUUCUGUCUGAACGGGACCACAGGGAGCAGUUAGCAGCUGUUUUUUGAUGUAUGAUCCUUGAAAUCCACUUUGUCACAAGGUCAUAAAGAAAUGCUCAGAUGCCCUCUCUGUGUGAAAACCAGGUCACUGAUCUCAGGGCUGCCACUUGCCCCCUAGAAGUACACGCACUUGUCCUUUAAUUUAGUCGAAGGAAUAAGACAUUCCACAGAAACUAUGCUCAGACACCCGUAAAAUUUGUCAUGACGAAAUCGGCAACAUUUUUUGUUUGGGCAAAGCUGUAUUUGAUGGAGGAGAAAGAAAAUAAACGAAUCUAUUCUGACUUGUAAUGUUUCAGCAGUGAUGCUAACACUUUGGCCCACUCCCAGUUCCCUUCUUUUGUCCUUGCCCUUCCACUUUGCGCUCUGCUGCACAGAACAGAGUCCUGUCAUCAGGGCGUUUGGUAAAUGUGGCCACAAAGUUCUCCAGAUGGCCUCUGAUAUGCAGCAUUUUUUAGAUCUGGACCCGAAACAAAGUGGUAGAAGAAAACUCGGAAUGCAACCUGACAAGAAUCCAGUGAGAAAAAGAUCACCACUACCAGUACAGAGAUAGAAGCUCUUUUUUUCUAGAUAAUCAUGUUGACUUUUUCAGUUUAACCACUAACUACCAGUACAGGCACAUCAAAUUUGAUCCAGAUCAUGAAACAACUCUUUUAAAGAGGUUCUUUUUACCUUAAAAACGGAGCUCUGAGAAAAAACUGAUUUUUAACUGACAGGAUAGUUAAUUACGUUCAGGCUUGAUGAAUCUGAAGGAACUCAACCAGCUGUGUCCUGUUUACUAAGAACAAUGUUCACAACAUAGUCCAAUUUACUUCAGAGGCAGAGGUAGAAACGUCCCUGGAAGAUUGCUAAUUGGCACGUGUACUCAGUCCUGGACCAGGCAUUUGAUUGAUAUGUUAAAUUACAAAAUUUAGGUGUGCAAUUAAAGUUGUUUUUACACAUGCACUCAAGAAAAUUCUAGAUGUUUUCAAGAGCUCUGUCCCUUGAAAAUGUCAAAAUUUGCUUUAUAAAACACAUUCUGCUAAUGGUGUGAGGGAACCGCUGUCAGAUAUGGAGGGGUGGUUGGCUGAGGAGGAUGGGACCCUUGCUAGAUUUGACAGUGAAAGCAUGUCGUUAAGGCCCUAGUUCAAUAUUUAUGUCUGUGGUGACAGUUUUUGCAUUUAUAUCAAUGCACAGAUUUGCAGACAUUUCUGCUGCUCUUGGCUUGUUCUUCGUUUUUAAUGAACUGGAUCUGCUCUCAGCAAUUUUACCAGCAAGCAGGCAGGAAAAAAUCUGGUUAAAGUCAGGUUUAAGUUUUUAGCUGCUUGUGUUUUUAAACGUGCCCACCCCAAAGAUCAGAAAAAAAUCACAACUUUUGUGCAUGUGUGAAUACAGUUUCGAUGGACCUUGCAGUACCUUAAACUUGGUUCAAGAGAAAUUCAACAAAUUAUUAGCUAAGUUAAACUACCCACAUAGGUAUUUCUACAGCUUCUGUACCUGAAAAGGCUUCCUACUUACUUAAAACCCAUCCCUCCACACAAGAUAUGUAUCUUUAUCAGUCUGCAUUCUCCUCCAUCUCUGCAUUUUGGGCUUUGUCAGGUGGCAACCCUGGCUUAAUGAUGUGACCUGAGCGACACAUGAAGAUUUUUGAUUUAGGCUCAUAAUCUUUUACCUGUUACCUGUUUUGACCUUCUCAAACUGGACCACUGGAUCUGAGCAUUUUCUUACUGUGACCUGCUAGCUGUGAAUUUCUGACUUUUUCCUACUAAAUAGAAAGCACCAUCAAUUUUCCAAAGGCCUUGCAGAGCACUUCUAUCCCCUUUUCUUCUCAGUGUAACUAAAUGCCGCUGUUGGUAUUGACACCCAUUCCUUUAAGGCUCUGGUGUUGUUGGAUGUCAAGAGUUUCUGAUGAAAUUAGGACUUAAAAAAAGCGCCCCCAAUCCCUGCUCCCUACCUUCCCUCUCAUCCUGGCCUCCUCUGCUCAAAGCCAGGGAUGGAGAGGAGUUAAGGAACUAUUGAUCAAGGUUCCCUCAACAGAGUCACUCUGCAGCAUGACACGAGAAUUGGAUCUUACCCAGCAGCCUUCCAAUAAUGGACGCUCCACUCAAGAAAUUGGUCAAGUGUAGUGGAGAUGGAGGAGCCCUAAAGCUGGAUAAUGUGAGUGAGUGAUUUGAUGUUGGAAAGAAGAUAUUCAGAAAAAGAGAAUCGGAUGAUUCUCCAUCUUCUGCCUUAAUUCCAUGAACUGUUUGUUGAAGGACUUCUCUCGCUAGCAUAGAAACCAGCCUCCAAGUGUUGCACCAAUGUCUUAAAAUGCUACUGUUGUGCCUCUCUAAGAGUGUCUAACUCUCGACUGGGUUUAAGCACUUAUAACAUUUUCUAGAAAAGGAUGAAUUUGAUCUGUACCUCAAACACGCAGAACUGUGGGUUUCUGUUUUUAUUUGUUUUUGCUUUUAGUUUUUUUUUGGCUCCUACUUGUGCCAUUAGAUUGAAACUAUAAAAGGUAGAUUUUAUGAAUCUAAACUCUUUAUCUAGCAGCAGACAUUGACAUUAUAAUUCAGUCAAACUUUCUACCUCUCUACCUUGUCAUAUAUCUUUCUGCAAAAAAAAAAAAAAUCAUUAAGAUAGUUUUAACCUGUAACAAUUUGGCAGUUUCACCACGUUUGAACAUGGGGAUGUGUUCAAUAGUUCAACUUUGAAGGGACCAGGUACGCAUGAGUCCUGGUGGUGUAUUCCAGAGUCAAACAUUGUUCUAUUCUUGCCUUUAAUGAUAUUUCUACUUAUUUACUACCUCAGAGAAGAGACAGGCAACUGUCCAUCUAACUGCAGAGAAAAUGUCUGUGUAGAGUUUUAUUUUUGUCAGAGGAAGCACAUGUACUUUGUAGCUCCAUAGUUUUUUACUGAGAUUAGCUCACAGCCGGAUGAUGUGUCUAGCGCAACAAGUACCAGUUACACUGCAUUUGUGAUGUUAUAACACUGUGUCUCUGCCUCUUCAGUCUGGAAUGCUAACUGUUUAUGAAUCAGGGCCUCUCUCUGGAAAAACUUCCCAGUUGUGUGCUGGAAUGUGUAGAAAACACUUUGGUAUCCUGGAUAUUCAACUGGGGCUGAGUCCACCAGCUGGCUGUACUUCUAGACAUGAAACCUACGGCUGGCUUACACUUCAGCCCUAACCAUUUAAAACAUUCCGUACUGAUCUUCAUGAAACCGCUCUGCUGUGCUUUAGUCAAAUAUGAUAUAGAUUAAGCAGCUGUUGGAUCCAGCUCUUUUGUUUCUUUCAUCUUUAUGACUUCAGAAGGAGUGCAGAUGGUCAGAGAUGGACCAUUUACAGAGAUCAGGGUUGUUUAAUUUUACAUUUUGUGUUUUUUUUUUUCAUUUUUUCCCACUGUUUUUGUUACACAGGUGGUGUCCCCACUUCAAACAGAGCAUGAGUUUGUACAAUAAGACUGUGUGUCUUGUCUGCAGCUUCAUUAAUACAGUGAAAUUAAGCUAAGAGAGAGUCCCAAAUUCUAUCAACUAUAUUUUACUCAUUUCGGUUUCAUGUCCUGAAUUCAACUCUGGGACUGCCUGUGUCUCACCACCAGUAUUUUGCCUUUUGGUUCACCUCCCGUAGAUAAUAUGGUGGUGAGGACAGUGUAUAGCAGUGUGAAACUUGGAAUUCACCCCUCUGCAAACAUUCACAUGGAUAGUCAUGAUAUACCCUUACACAGGUUUGACUGGUCAGGCUUGAUGUACUUGGUGCAAGUUCAAGUCAAAGAGCCGUUUGUUGUCAAGUCCAGUUAAAGAGAAGUCUUGUUUACACCCAGUCGGUGCGCUCUGUCCCUGAAAACAACAUCGUCUUAUUUACUUCAACAUAAAUGCCCAACUCUCUCUGGUAUCAGCCCCUCACUGACAUGAUUUUUUUAAACUUUUGUGAGUGAAUUUUUCUACAAAAAAAGCACAUGGAGCAUUUCACUUUAAGCUCUGGAAAUGAUGCUUAUCAUUUCUUAUACUUGACUGACAUUUUAAAAACUGUUUUAGCACUUGAAAAAAUAACCUGGCAGGAGGGUUUACCUGUAGCACUCCGGGCAUCAUGUUUACAUAGACUUGAUACCUGCAGGUGAAUCCAGGAUUUGUAGUUGAAAGACAAGAUCAUGGGUGGGAUUACAGCUGUGGUGAAGAGUUUGAUUUCCCAUUUUUAUGUUGUUUAGCACAUGGAACUGGUGUGAAGGGGUAGAAGUCAUACCAGAGGAUUGAUAGAUUUAGAGAAAUGUGAUAUUGGAGGUCUUUUUCUGUGUCGAACCUUCAGUAUUGGUUUGAGCCAUUAUCACCAUCUCUACCCAGACGUAAAUAUGCAAAUGUUAGCUGUUUAUGAACCAAACCUGAAAUGACAGAAGUAAUUUCAGUCUCUUUUAUGCUGUAUGUUUAAUUUGUUUUGGUUUGCUGACAAAAUACUUCUCAUUAAAGAAAAAAAAGAAGUGUUUUCAAUACCAGCAAACCCAGUAAAUAAGUCCCCCAGUUGGUUGUCCAGGCCAAGGUUUGACUGAUUCUGCCUUAAGGAUUUUUAAAAUGAGGCUGUUUUCCUUGAACACAACAUAUCUUGAAGCAUCCCAGGCUGAAUGCAGAGGCACAGAAGAUAUCAGGAUUCAUUUCACUAAGUAAUCGGUCAGUACUGUGUCGCCUGCAUUUAGGUUGGCUCUGAGAACCACUACAAUGCAGGCUUCGCCACCUUUUAAUUUAGAUAAGUUUUGCAUUAGGUGUUUGUAUUAUCACUUAAUAGGUUAGAAGACAGUUGAAAGAAAAGGAGUUGUCAUUUUCUGAUUGUCUGAACAUAAAGUAAUACAAAAUAAAGAAAUCUUUAGAUUUA
Messenger RNA from Xyrichtys novacula (pearly razorfish), 13436 nucleotides. The record is from the annotation of a GenBank genome assembly. NCBI's taxonomy places the organism in Eukaryota, Metazoa, Chordata, Actinopteri, Labriformes, Labridae.